AGUAGUAUCCAGCCAAUUCAUUCCUGCGAUGUAGACUUCGCACCAACCUUCCAUUUUUUACAUCAUUUUACUUCAAAAACUCACUCACUCACUCACCCUCUCACUCUCUCUCCACUAUCCAAUCCAUAGCACCGUCCUUUAUAUGAAGCUUAUUCUCUUCUUACUCAUAUUCAAUACCAACAACUAACAAAACAACAACCUCUUAAUUUCUCACUCACUCUUAUUUUCACAAUCAAUAAUGGACGAGUACUUGGCAAGACUAGGACCCACAGACCCCGGCGGUUCCUCCCGCCGCUCCACCGCUCCGCUUACCGGUUCAACAACGGUGGUUUCACCAAAUUCAAGCAGUACUAAAAAGAAGCUCGUCAUGCUUGCCGUUCUCGCUGCCAUAUUGAUUGUCGCCUCCGUCGUCUCCGCCGUACUAGUCACUGUCAUCCGCUCCCGCGGAGGCUCCUCCGCCGGCGAAAACUCAAACCUCCGCGGAAAGCCGACGCAGGCAAUCUCCCGAACCUGCAGCAGGACACGAUUCCCCACUCUCUGCAUCAACUCUCUCCUCGACUUCCCUGGCUCCACCACAGCCACCGAGCAGGACCUCGUCCACAUCUCCUUCAACAUGACCCACCACCACAUCAGCAGGGCGCUCUACACCUCCUCCGGCCUCUCAUUCCCCGCCUCCGCCGGAACCCGCGCCCGCGCCGCCUACGAAGAUUGCCUUGAGCUCCUCGACGACUCCAUGGACGCUCUCUCCCGCUCUCUCUCCUCCGUCGUCGCAGUCGCACCUACCAACGAUGAGAGAGACGGUGACGGAUCCUCCACCACCGACGAUGUGCUGACAUGGCUGAGCGCCGCAUUAACUAACCAGGACACGUGUUUGGAAGGCAUCGAAGACGCCAGCGGGAGCGUGAAGGACCACAUGGUGGGUAACUUGAAGGACUUGUCCGAACUCGUGAGUAAUUCUCUAGCUAUAUUCUCGGCGAGCGGGGGCGGCGAUUUCUCCGAGGUACCCAUACAGAACAAGAGAAGACGCUUAUUCACUCAUCUCGGGAACACUCAAAUCUCAGGAAAGUUCCCGAGAUGGGUGAAUAAACGAGAUAGAAGAUUGUUAAGUUUACCAAUAUCGGCGAUACAAGUCGAUAUAAUUGUGUCCAAAAGUGGUAACGGAACGGCCAAGACAAUCGCCGAGGCGAUCAAGAAGGCGCCGGAGCAUAGCCGCCGCCGAUUCAUAAUCUACGUGAUGGCAGGAAGGUAUGAAGAGAAUAACUUAAAGGUGGGGAAAAAGAAAACCAACCUUAUGUUCAUAGGGGAUGGGAAGGGCAAAACUGUCAUCACAGGGAAGAAAAAUGUUGUUGAUGGGAUGACCACUUUCCAUACCGCAUCCUUCGCUGCAAGUGGUGCUGGCUUCAUUGCACGAGACAUCACGUUCGAGAACUAUGCUGGACCGGCGAAGCACCAAGCGGUUGCGCUCCGUGUCGGAGCUGACCAUGCAGUGGUAUUCCGGUGCAACAUUGUGGGGUACCAAGACUCAUGCUAUGUACACUCCAACCGUCAAUUCUUCCGUGAAUGUGACAUUUAUGGCACGGUGGACUUCAUUUUCGGCAACGCCGCCGUGGUUUUCCAAAAAUGCAACAUUUACGCACGGAAGCCCAUGGCCCAACAAAAAAACACAAUCACGGCCCAAAACAGAAAAGACCCAAAUCAAAAUACGGGUAUUUCAAUCCACAACUGUCGGAUCCUACCCGCCCCGGAUCUCAACCCGGUAAAGGACCAGUUUCCCACAUACCUAGGUCGUCCUUGGAAAACAUACUCUAGAACGGUGUACAUGUUAUCCAACAUGAGUGAUCAUGUGCAUCCACGUGGAUGGCUAGAGUGGAAUGGAGACUUUGCUUUAGACACGUUGUAUUAUGGUGAGUACAUGAAUUAUGGACCCGGUGCUGCAAUCGGGCAACGGGUUAAAUGGCCCGGGUACCGGAUUAUUACUUCAACUGUUGAGGCUGAUAGGUUCACGGUGGCCCAAUUCAUAUCCGGAUCCUCAUGGUUACCGUCCACAGGAGUGGCCUAUUUGGCCGGGUUAUCCACAUAAAUUCCACUACUGCAAAUAUGCUAAGGGAUAUAUGCUUUGAUUGUCACAAAAGCAAACCACCCAAUUGGGGAAAUAGCUUCUAAUUUUAUAGUCUUGUUAUUUUGAUUUAAUAGUGCCAAAUUUGAGGCUAAAUUUUUUUCUUACAAAUGAUGCUAAUAAUAAAUAUAUAUUGUAAACAUGGCACUAUAUAAUAUAGCUGAAUAGCUCUUGUCCUUGUACUUUUUACCCUCUCAAGCCAAAGCUUCAGUGUUUAUUUAUUUAUUUAUAAACGAGUAUUUUAGGUGA
Molecule: messenger RNA, 2365 nt
Organism: Lotus japonicus
Lineage: Eukaryota; Viridiplantae; Streptophyta; Magnoliopsida; Fabales; Fabaceae
Product: probable pectinesterase/pectinesterase inhibitor 61
Exons: 3
Coding region: 239-2080 (613 amino acids)
Biological process (GO): cell wall modification
Molecular function (GO): pectinesterase inhibitor activity; pectinesterase activity
Source: RefSeq, a predicted model, not a curated record